GGCAAUCAAAAUGUGUAGGCUAUCGCAAUACUGUAUUUCGCAAUUUCCUGUCUUGCAAUGUCUCUCGCAGGUUCACUAAAGUAAGGGCUGUCUGUGAGUACAGACCGAAGAGCAAACACACUAGCGUUUUUCAUAGCGAAGUGAAAAUGGAGCAGGCGAGGGAGGAUCGUUGCAGGCAGAGAGACAGUCAGAACCGUGCGUAUAGGCUAUAUUUGGUAAUCUAGUAAUACCUCGUAAAUUUACCAACAUUAUAUAAAAGUAGGCUAUAUAUUAGGCAAUUUUAUUUCACCUUUAUUUAACCCGGUAGGCCAGUUGAGAACAAGUUCUCAUUUACAACUGCGACCUGGCCAAGAUAAAGCAAAGCAGUGCGACAAAAAACAACAACACAGAGUUACACGUGGGAUAAACAAAAGUACAGUCAAUAACAAAAUAGAAAAAUCUGUAUAUAGUGUGUGCAAAUUGCGUAAGGAGUAUGAGUAUGGCUAAUCUAUUCUUCAUAGUGCCAGUGAAUUUCGUUGAACAUCGCCAAAUGCAUAAUUUUAGUUAGGCCUAAAUGUGCAAUAAAACCUAUUGCUUAUAGUUUAUUUAAUGAAACCCUGGCUGGCUGUUGAUGUCAUAGGUUAGGGCUCUUCAACCCUGUUCCUAUAGGAGUGAAAACCUUCAGGAUGGUAGCUCUCCACGAAGAGAGCCCUGUCCUAGGCAACAGAUAGCAAACCAGCAUCCCCAUUAAACUUUUUGGAAAUGGCAAGUUCACUUUCUCAUCCAUAAUAAACACAGUCAAGUGCAAAUACAGUUCAGCAGCUCAAAUCAGCAGGAUGUGGGGCAUUGUUAUUAGGAAGGAUCUGUACCAUGGAUGAAUCGCUAAAAUAAUGAUUAUGAUCACUCUUCAUAAUAUUUACAAUUAUGGGGAGACCUAUACAUUUGGCAGCCAAGUAUGAGUUAUCUGUCAAUUAAGGUUGAUUAUGAGCCAAAAGCUUGGAAUGUUACUGAGUAAGGGAAAGGCAAUCUCAUGGUUGCAGUCACUGAUAAGGGUGGAGAGCUGUGGAUUAGUGAGGAGAGCUGUGGAUUAGUGAGGAAUGGGGGCCGAGGUCAGGUCACAUUAAGGGAGAAGGAACAGUUUAUUACCCACAUCACUUAAUUUCCUGCCUAGCAAUAAAGAUGUAAUGUUUGGGAAAAGGAGGAGACUUCACCUAAAGUAGGGUAUAUAUACUUGUGCUGGUGGGAACAAGUCUUUGUCUGUUCAGCUGUCUGACCCAUUGGGUGAAUGAACUUGGUUUGAGUUUUUCAUAGUUGUCCGUUAGUUUUUAGUAUGUUUUUUUUAUUUAGAAACUAACAUCAUUAUGUGGUAUUGUGUGUAGAUUGCUGAAAAAUAAUAAUAUUUAAUCAAUUUUAGGAUAAGGCUGUAACAUAACGAAAUUUGGAAAAAGUCAAGGGGUCUGAAUUAGAGGUCGACCGAUUUAAUCGGCAUGGCCGAUUUUAAUUAGGGCCAAUUUUAAGUUUUCAUAACAAUCGGUAAUUGUCCUUUUUGGAUGCCGAUUACAUUGCAAUCCACGAGGAAACUGCGUGUCAGGCUAACCACCUGUUACGAGAGUGCAGCAUCAAUAGGACCUUGUGGCUGCAAGGAGCCAAGGAGUUUGAACAUUUUCCAUAUUUGACUGCAUGUGCCUGAGAGUCUGACGCUGCAUCUCUUCAAUGGCUGCCUCGGGCUCUUCCUCCACCUCUGUGCCUGACGGUUUCCACUACGAGACCAAGUACAUCGUCCUCAACUACCUGGGACUCCUGCCCCCCUCCCGGCUGCAGGCCACCGCUGGCGGAGGAGAUGGCCAUUAUGCUGUGGACAGAGAGAGGAACAGAGUAAUGAAGGCCCAGAUAGAGGACGAGCUGAAGCAACUGGAAGAUGAGGUCUCAGACUCCUUCUCCAGUACAGGCUUCGACUGCCAUACGUCUCCAGUGUUUAGCCCAGCCAAUCCAGAGAGCUCCAUCGAGGACUGCCUGGCUGUUCUGGGUGACCGGGUGGCCAGAGACCUGGACACACACCUGGCCUCUACUGUACACACACUCCUCAGUGUCCCGCUGGACUACGAGCAUUUCAGAGAAGCGGCACAAGACAUCUCCUGCCACACGCAGAGUGGCUGGAGCAAGGUGCUGGUGCCAUUGGUGCUGCUGCAGGCCCUCCAGGGAGAAGGACAGAUCCUGGCCCACCUGCUACCCCUGGGGGUCCGUUUCCUGGAGGAGGCUGAGGCAGACUACAUCAUCCAGCAGGGAGGAUGGGGUACAGUGUUUAGCCUGGAGGAAGAGGAGGAGCAGGGCGUGAUCAUAGCCGAGGACAGCAACGACAUCUACAUCCUGUCUGGAGAACAGCUUCCUGGCCACCUCAGUCCCCCCGCGUCGCUGCUGGGCACCGGAGACAGCAGUGGGCCGGGCAGCUGGCAGACAGAGAGCUUACCCGUGUCUCUGGCAGGCAACGAUUCCUGGGCACAGGUGAGCAUGACGGACCACCCCGAAGAUGUCAAGAGUCUGGACAGCAACGAGGGCACCCUGGCUGAGGAGCGCAGUGAGAACAACUCCUCCAACUCUGACAUUGUGCACGUGGAGCGAGAGGACGCAGAGGAGGGUGAGGGCGGGGCCGAGUUGCAGGAGAGCAUGCUGAGUGUGCUGGGGACGGAGAGCGAGCUGGCUGAGCUGAGGGCGGAGUUUAGAGAUGACACCCCGCUUCCUGUCCCAGCAGCCCCAGAGCCGGUGGUGGUAUAUCUGGAGGAGCCGGUCAUCAUAGAGACGCCUGCUCCCCUGUCGGCGGUUCUGUCAGAGCUGCAUUCGUCUGUCCCCGUGUCAGAGCCCGAGCCCUCUGCUCCAGACCCUAUGAUUGAGCCUGAGCCUGCCCCUGUUGUGGAGGCAACACCACCAUCCCCUGCCAAGGCACCCUCUACUCCCCCAUCAGCAAAGCCAGUUCUAGAACCAGAGCCUGUUCCAGAGCCAGAGGAGCCCCAGCCUGAACCUCAGUCAGAGACUGUGCUGGAGCCGGCUGCAGCGCCCCUCCUGGAGGCACUCCCAGCUCCUGUGGCCCCAGCCGAGGAGUCCCCGGUGCAGACGGAACCAGAACCCAAGUCAGAGAUCCCAGUGCUGCUGUAUGGUGGAGCUGCUCUGGUGGCCCUAGCUGCUGUGGUGAUCUGGGGAGUCAUGACCCACCGGAAGAAGUAGCCUAGCAGUGCUCCUGAACCGGGUUGCAGACCUCACCUCCUCCCUGGUCCCUGCUGCUAAUCUGGGCUGCUGGGCCUGCCACUACCAGGUGGACACACCAUGUGAACAAUUACUUAAUUUUCCUUCUCUCCAUUUUUGUUUUCCCCCAUUCUCCUCUCUGCUCAUCUGGCAAUUUGAUAUGUUUUUCUUCAGUUGCUGCCUCCAACCCAUCACGUCUCAAACUGGAAAGGACAUUUGUAUAAUUUUCUAGCGGUUUCUAUGUUUUCCGGGUGCUUGGUUCUGUUCGAUGCCAUGCGGAUGCACGUCACAGACACACCCUGUUUGUAUGUUACUCUCUCGGCUGGAGCUCGGGGUACCUCUUUGUCCUCAGAGCCUAGUGGGUGUAGCGCAGAAGUCAGAAUUCUCUGUUCUAUUGCAGGGAAAAGGGAAGCUAUUCCAAUAUUUUCACAUACAAAAAUGUAAGUUCUGAUUACAUUAUGUCCUCUGAAAAGCAAACCUGUCUUCAAGGAUUAGAUGAGCAUGUUUGUUUAUGGCAAUUAACUAAUCAUGAUUAGACUUAAGAUUUGUUUUCAGAAUUCACUGUACAGGAGACACUACUGUGUAUCUAUAAAAGCACUUGAUCGGGAUUAAUAAUAUCGCACUUGAUAGGGAUGAAUAAUAUCACACUAAAAUGGAAAGUAGAUACACAUGACCAAAAGUAUGUGGACACAUGCUUGUCGAACAUCUCAUUCCAAAAUCAAGGGCAUUAAUAUGGAGUUGGUCCCCUCUUUGCUGCUAUAACAGCUGUUCUGGGAAGGCGUUCCACUAGAUGUUCGAACAUUGUUGCAAGGAUAUGCUUCCAUUCAGUCACGAGCAUUUGUGAGGUCCGACACUGCUGUUAGGCGAUUAGGCCUCGCAGUCAGCGUUCCAAUACAUCCCAAAGGUGUUCGAUGGGAUUGAGUUCAGGGCUCUGUGCAAGCCAGUCAAGUUUUUUCCACACUGAUCUCGACAAACCAUUUCUGUUUGGACCUUGCUUUGUGCACGGGGGCAUUGUCAUGCUGAGACAGGAAAGGGCCUUCCCCAAAAUGUUGCCACAAAGUUAGAAACACAGAAUUGUCUAGAAUGUCACUAUGCUUUAUCAUUAAGAUUUCCCUUCACUGGAACUAAGGGGCCCAAACCAUGAAAUACAGCCCCAGAUCAUUAUUCCUCUUCCACCUAACUUUACAGUUGGCACUAUGGGGUAGGUAGCGUUCUCCUGCCAUCAACCAAACCCAGAUUUGUCUCUCGGGACUGCCAGAUGAUGAACCGUGAUUCAUCGCUCGUGUCCAAUGGUGGCGAGCUUUACACCACUCCAGCAAUGCUUAGCAUUGCAAUGGAUGUGCCCAAAUCCACUAAUUUGAAGGGGUGUCCACAUGGUGUAUGUUUAUCUACUUCUUUCCAGUCACUUACAUCACCUAAGUGUUAUUUUGUUAAGUUUUUGGAAAUUGAGGGAUUCCACAACGCAAUUCAUUUUUCACUAACUAAUUUCAGUCAUUUAGUAAACACUCUUGUGUCUCAGUUACGAUCAUAUUGCAGUAGUAUGACUGCAAUUAAAUUGAUUUUGAAUGUAAAAGAGGAUAAAGACUACCACAGUUCACAGCCAGUGGCAUACACUGUUGCGUUUGAUUACUAUCUUCUUAAAUAGGCAUUUAGAUUAUCUGGUAUAGAACUGUCAAUGGUCACUAUCAACCUUGUGUGUUAACUAUUGUGUUUGCGUGAGUGAAAUUAAAGCCAGCUUAACCAUGAUGGCACCAUGGUCAAUAAUGUCCCAUGUACUGUCCCAUGUACCAUGUUCUGUGACAGGGAAUGGAGUGUUGGGAAUGACUGCACCAAGACAGAAUUUCAUAUUCAUUUGUUCAAAACUUGAAAUCAACUAGUCAUCUUUCAUCUGAUGUGAAACUAUAAAAUCAAAAGUAGAAAUUAGUUUAAUAUUGAAUCAAUUUAUGCUCUCAUUCCCAACUCCCCCAGUCAAACUUCACAGGGACUGCCUUUGUUCAGCUACUGUCAGACCCCUAUGUUUUGCCAGGUGCCGUUUGUCCCCUCGGCUGGCCCAAACUGCCCACCCAGCACUGCCUUGCCAUUCCGCUGUAACCCCAUAGCGUGCCUACCUUGUACAGUAGAGACUUACAAAGCUUAACAACUGUGCGUGCUGGCUUCUUCCCACUACUACCUAACCUUUUCUUGAAGGGUUCAGCUCCCUCCAUUUCAAGUCAGAGUGGAGGUCUGUCCACAACUUGAAGAGUAGGAAUGACACAUGCCAGCCCUGCCAUAGACAAUCAACAUAUGCAACAUUCCCACUAAGGGAAACAUAUCUUCCUGUUAGUUGGGUACAAUGUGAAUCUAAAAAUAAAAUCUACACCUUAGGCCUCAGGUGUCAAGAGUACAAAAAAAAUAACUUUUUACUGGGCACUCAGGUCUAGAGCAUGAAAUGCGAACACUUGAUCCAAGUUAAAAAGUAGUAGUGGUUCCAGCUUUGUUCACUGGUCAGUGGAUUCCCACAGCUAACUUGGUCAAUGUCAAAACUAAAGAUGCACACAACUCACUUCUGUUUAGCCAAGUGUAAAUACAACCAUGUGUGGUAGUUGUGUGGGAGAGACAAAUGACCAUAAAUGGUUUUGUUCCCCGUUCCAUUGAAUGCAAAUGUACGUCAGUUAGAUAAUAGGUAUGCAAAUUGUCUGAAAUGUACCUGGAAACUGAGUAUUUGGAAAGUACAGUAUGGAUGUCAAAUCCCCAUCUUGGCACUUUACCAAGUUCCCUAUAUUAUGUGCAGUUUGAGACCAGAAUACAUCAUGUAAACUGCAUUGUGGUUUUGGACACAUGAACAAGUUAAUAAAAUGGUUCUCCCUUA
Molecule: messenger RNA, 6064 nt
Organism: Oncorhynchus masou masou (cherry salmon)
Lineage: Eukaryota; Metazoa; Chordata; Actinopteri; Salmoniformes; Salmonidae
Gene: bcl2l13
Product: BCL2 like 13
Exons: 7
Coding region: 1693-3198 (501 amino acids)
Biological process (GO): regulation of apoptotic process; apoptotic process
Cellular component (GO): membrane; mitochondrion
Source: RefSeq, a predicted model, not a curated record